Molecule: messenger RNA, 540 nt
Organism: Acanthosepion pharaonis
Lineage: Eukaryota; Metazoa; Mollusca; Cephalopoda; Sepiida; Sepiidae
Source: the annotation of a GenBank genome assembly
AUGCGAAUCCAUAAAUAUGAAGUGGCAGGAGAAGAAGCGACUGGUCAACCUCUACCACAUCACUCGCCACCCCGAUCGAUACUUUGUGGCAAUCACUUGCACAACAGCUGUGCUCUCCCAUACCCGUCUUCCCACGGUAAUCAACAUACAUCAACCAUUUUCCCCUCUUUCCCAACUUACACCCAAACAGACCUUUCCUUUUGUAUACACCACCCACCGCUCACCCCAACUGAUCAUUAUCACUUUAUAUGCAUUCACCCGACCAGCCCACCUACUAUUUACCCACACACCAUUUUCUCUUCUUAUUCGACAACUUGCUUAAUGAUAUUUUCACCUAAACUCUUUUCUUUACUCCUCUCUGUGUAUUCAGUAAAACUCUCUUUAUCCCUUGUCCUCUUUCUCUCUCUCUCCCCGUGUGUGUGUGCGUAUGUGCUCGUCUAUGUCUGUGUGUAUUACUUUUUACCGAAACUCUCAAAUUCUCUCUCUCUUCCUCUCUCUCUCCCUCUCUCUCUCUCUCUCUCUCUCUCUCUCUCUCUCUAG